Molecule: messenger RNA, 1131 nt
Organism: Lolium rigidum
Lineage: Eukaryota; Viridiplantae; Streptophyta; Magnoliopsida; Poales; Poaceae
Product: galactose mutarotase-like
Exons: 5
Coding region: 1-1131 (376 amino acids)
Biological process (GO): glucose metabolic process; beta-D-galactose catabolic process via UDP-galactose, Leloir pathway
Molecular function (GO): aldose 1-epimerase activity; carbohydrate binding
Source: RefSeq, a predicted model, not a curated record
AUGAAAAUGGCGAGAGCCCUCCAUCCACUGUUUGUCGCCGUUCUUGCCUCGUGCCUUGUGGCGGCGCUGGGUCUGUCCGGCGGCGCUGCCAAUGCGGCGGCCGGGAGGAAGAUGGUUGGCGUCUAUGAGCUCAAGAAGGGGGAUUUCUCCAUCAAGGUCACUAACUGGGGCGCUACUCUCAUGUCUGUCGUUCUCCCCGACUCCAGAGGAAAUUUGGCAGAUGUAGUCCUCGGCUACGAUACAGUUGCUGAAUAUGUUAACGGCACGGCCUACUUCGGAGGGCUGAUCGGCCGCGUUGCCAACAGGAUUUCCGGUGCCAGGUUUACGCUGGACGGCAAAGCCUACCGGCUGUUCCCCAACGAUGGCAAGAACACCCUCCACGGUGGCCACCGAGGAUUCAGCAAGGUCGUAUGGACGGUGAAGGAGCACGUCGGAGGUGGCAGCUCCCCGUUCAUCACUCUGUACUACCAUAGCUUCAACGGAGAGCAAGGUUUUCCAGGCGACCUGGACGUGUAUGUGACGUACCAGAUCUCGGACGCGCACGUGCUGAGCGUGCACAUGAACGCGACGGCGCGGGACAAGGCCACCCCGGUGAACCUGGCGCACCACGCCUACUGGAACCUCGGCGGCCACGGCAGCGGCAGCAUCCUCGGCGAGAAGGUCCGUCUCUUCGCGUCCCGGUACACGCCCGUGGACGCCGCGCUCAUCCCGACGGGGCGGCUCGCGCCCGUGGCCGGCACGCCCUACGACUUCCGCAAGCCGGCGGCCGUGGGCGCGCGGAUCGGCGGGCUCCUGCACCGCGGCGUCACGGGGUACGACACCAACUACGCGGUGGACGGCGGGGAGCGCGGCGGGCUGCGGCGCCAGCUGCGGCGGGUGGCGGUGGUCCGUGACGGCGCGUCCGGCAGGGCGAUGGAGCUGUGGGCCGACCAGCCCGGGGUGCAGUUCUACACGGCCAACGGGCUGAGCGGGGUGAGGGGGAAGGGCGGCAAGGUGUACGACCGGCACGACGCGCUGUGCCUGGAGACGCAGGGGUUCCCCGACGCCGUGAACCGCCCCAAUUUCCCGUCGCAGAUCGUCAGGCCCGGGCAGGUGUACAGCCAUGACAUGGUGUUCAAGUUCUCCUUCUAG